CUACAAACCAAAAUGGCAACGUCCACUGAUUUAGCACCGUGACAGUUCGACCGAAAUUGUGCAACUUCAGUGUUUCUCAAAAUAGACCGUCUAUAACUACAUGACCUUUCUGUUUGGAUCUUAAUUUGGAAUUUAAUGAAUUAAUUGCUUGGUAAAUUGUAGUGUACCUACAGUUGUUGUAGUCUUGCUGCAGUGUACUGUAUGACGAUGCAUGUUACAGUCUCAUGCUAGCAGAUAUCUAGCUAGCUAAUGCAAGGUUAGCUAGCGAUUGAGCUAAGAUAGCUUGCUAGUCCUAAUAAAAUAAAAUACAAAUUUUACAGUCAAGGUCGCCCCUACAAUAGUAGAGAUGGCACCAGUGUAGCUGUGUAAACUGACCUGGGUUGAUGUACUUAUUCAUGUUCCAGAACAUGGCCCUUCACAGACUAUCCUUCAGAUUACGACAAACGGUGAGUCCAUGGUGCAAGAUCCCAUGACAUUCAUAGCAUGAGGCUUGCACUAAUACUAUAGUCUCUUAUACCUAAUUGUUGUCAUGUGCUAGCUCUCGACUCACAUUUCCAUUACACAUAAGUCAUUGGACGAAGGCGUCUUCUGUAUGGGUGAGUUUAGUUAAGAGCCCCGACGCUCGGUCUGAACAUUAACACGCAUCGCUUGCGUUACAGUUUUGGAAACAUAAGGACCUUCCUUAUCCUAAAUAACAGCGAGAAACAAUUUUCAAAAAACAAAAUGUUAAAUUGAUACACACCUUUUAUAGGGUUAGUGUUCCCACAUUGCCAUAAUUCAUAUUACAGCGCGUGUUUACGGAAGACUGAGGGACCACCUGUGCUGCUAUUUAGUAUGCCCCGAACACCUGUUUGUAAUGGAAGAAGGCCGCCAGAAACGUGUUGUCACUGAAAAAUACUGUUGGCUGCAUCUGUGAUAAAGCCGGUUAAAACAAUGUACAGCAGUGGAGGCUACUGAGGGGAGGACGGCUCAUAAUAAUGGCUGUAAAGGAGCUAAUGGAAUGGCAUCAAACACAUGGAACCCAUAUUUGAUGUAUUCGAUACCAUUCCGCUCCAGCCAUUACCACAAGUCUGACCUCCCCAAUUAAGGUGCGACCAACCUCCUGUGGUGUGCAGUAGGUGUGUAUUUUGCAUUUGUGAAAUUAUUUUGAUCUGAUAUGAAUGUAAAGGGCUUUAUGUUUCUAGAACCGUAUGGCAAUUGAGAAUCGAUUCGCGUUUACAUGUAGUAUUUGGCUGUUUUGGCCGCCAGAGCUAGUCUACCUCUGAAAAUAACAUAUAAGGUCCUUGGACCUUACGGAGUAACGGUAACAUUAGGCUCCUUAAGAGUACAUCUUGGGCUAGUGCUAGCUAUGCAUAUUUAUUAACAUUUAAUAUGCAUUGUGAUGUCAGUUUCCGUGGGAUAAUGCAUUUUGAAAAGUCAGCCCUAUACAUAUACAGUACACGUCUUUCUGGAGAUGUUGUGCUGGUUGCUGGUACUAGUGAAAAUGCAUGUUGUGAUUCACCACUGUAGUUCAUUCUAACGGUCCUGUAUUCUAGAACACUGCUGUGCUUAGGUGUACACGUUUUGGACUAUGAUAGACGCUUAACACCUACACCUGCAUCUUACUUGUGGAAUGUGAUGAUGUCACGGACAGGUAGCGCAGGUGCGGCCGCUCCAUGGCAGUGGGUGUGGCCAGCAGCAGGAGGCGGUUGCCAUGGAGUCGGAGACGAGACAGGAGACAUUCUCCAUCUUCAGAACACAGGAGAACGACCCGGUAGGUGGAAGAAAUCAAUCAACUAAUCAAUCCCACUUUAUUAGUAUACUGUAGCAUGUCGUAAUAAGUCUGGAGAGUACUGAUGUUUAAUCUCCCUCUGUCCCCAGGCCUGUCAUUCGGAGCAGCACCUAGGGCAGUACUACACUGUGCCCCCCUCCCACUUCCACACUGUCUUCCCCCACGGCCUGCCUCCACGAUACCAACAACAGGUAUUGUGUGUCCGCAUCCGAGCAUGUGUUAGGGUGUUACAGUAUGACUGACUGACUGUCUGUACCCGUGUCCAGGUGAAGACAUUUAACGAGGGCUGUGUGAUGGUGAGGCAGCCUGCUCUGGAGCUGAUAUCUCACCUGAAGAGAGCCGACUACAGCCAGCCCACCCUGCGCUACCUACUCUGUAUCCUACCCUACCUAAUACACCUGAUCACACCUCAAUGUACCUUUGUGCCUUUACACAUUUUUAAUAUACACACCGUCAUCCCUGUACCGCUCUAUGACCAGUGUUGUCUACCUGUAUUGUGUUGAACUGUGUUUGUGUUGACCUUGACUGGUUGUGUAGAUGGGGUGAAGGGCAGUGGGAAGACCAUGUCUCUCUGUCAUACUGUCCACUACUGCUCCACACAGGGAUGGCUAGUACUACACAUUCCAGAUGGUAGUAACACACACACACACACACACACACACACACACUACCCCAACACACAAAAUAAUGAUUGUGAUGAUCCUCUCCUCUCUUCUCUAUAGCCCACCUGUGGGUGAAGAACUGUAAGGAGCUGCUGCCCUCCUCCUACCACGCCUCCCGCUUCGACCAGCCAAUCCAGGCGUCCAACUGGCUACGCAACUUCAGAACCACCAAUGAACACUUCCUUUCCAAGGUAGCUCCUCCUCCUCAGAUAAAUAGUGGGCGCCAGGUACAUGUUGCCUGUAGCAACAGAUCUUGGAUCAGCUUACCCUCCCCUAAUCCUAACAUUAGAAGUAAGAUGCAGUGCCUUCAGAAAGUAUUCAUACCCCUAUACUUUUUCCACAUUUUGUUGUUACAAAGUGGGAUUAAAACUGAUUUAAUUGACAUUUUUUGUCAACGAUCUACAGAAGUUGUCAGUGGAAGAAAAAGUAUGUUUUUUUUAAUUCAUGGAAAAUAAAACAGUAAUAUCUUGAUUAGAUAAGUAUUCAACCCCCUGAGUCAAUACAUGUUAGAAUGACCUUUGGCAGCAAUUACAGCUGUGAGUCUUUCUGGGUAAGUCUCAGAGCUUUGCACACCUGGAUUGUACAAUACUUGCCCAUUAUUCUUUAAAAAUGUGUCAAGCUCUGUCAAGUUGGUUGUUGAUCAUUGCUAGACAGCCAUUUUCAAGUCUUGCCAUAGAUAUUCAAGCUGAUUUUAAGUCAACACUGUAACUAGGCCACUCAGGAACAUUCAAUGUCAUCUUGGUAAGCAACUCCAGUGUAUAUUUGGCCUUGUGUUUGUCUCCCAGUGUCUGUUGGAAAGCAGACUGAACCAGGUUUUCCUCUAGGAUUUUGCCUGUGCUUAGCUCUAUUCUGUUUCUUUUUAUCCUAAAAAACUCCCUGGGCCUUGCCGAUGACAAGCAUUCCCAUAACAUGAUGCAGCCACCACCAUUUUUAAAAUAUGAAGAGUGAUGUGUUGGAUUUGCCCCAAACAUAACACUUUGUAUUCAGGACAAAACUACAUUUCAUGCCACAUUUUUUUCAGUGUUUCUUUAGUGCCAUAUUGUAAACAGGAUGUAUGUUUUGGAAUAUUUUUCACUGCUUGACUUAGGGACCUUACUGAUAAUUGUAUGUGUGGGGUACAGAGAUGGGGUAGUCAUUUAAAAAUCAUGUUAAACACUAUUAUUGCACACAGUUGUUAAGAAUAUUUUUACUCCUGAACUUAUUUAGGCUUGCCAUAACAAAUGGUUUGAAUACUUAUUGACUCAAGACAUUUCAUAUAAACAUUUCUAAUUACAUUUAAAAAAAAACAUAAUUCCACUUUGAAAAAAAAUAAAGGGGGGGGGGGGGUAUUGUGUGUAGAUCAGUGACACAAAAUCUCUAUUGAAUCCAUUUUAAAUUCAGGCUGUAACACAACAAUGUGGAAAAAGUCAAGUGGUGUGAAUACUUUCUGAAGGCACUGUAUGUAAGUAAGCUUGAGGCAUGCUGUAUUUGUGACUGUGUCUCCCCUUGUUGUUGAUUUAGAUCAAGUUGAGGCAGCGGUAUGUGUGGACUAAGAGAGAGAGCACUGAGGAGGGACGGCCACUAGGGGAGCUGGUGGACAUGGUGAGUCCAGUGUCAACCUGCCCCGUAUUAAGGCGUCAGCAUGCUUCAGUUCGGCCGAACUCGGCUAGGCGAACCGAACGAAUGUGCUCGCAUAAUCCCUUAAGGCCUUCACUUGAAAAAUGAGAAAAAAGCAUCAAUAGUGCUGUUUGUCCAUUUUGAGACGCCGUAGUCAGAAUUAAUCUAAAAUAACUCAGUCAUUAAUUUUGGCGUUUUUGCCAAGGAGAUCUUAGUCUAACUAAGAUGUUUGGUGCAGUAUUUCUCAAUUAAAAAAUGUGCAUGAAAACGAGGAAUCUCUUGUUGAAUGACAACAAAGACUUUAUUGAAGAAUCCCUACUGUUGACCAAUCACUGACGAAUGGGGCAUAGACUUCGGCUACCGACUUCGGCUUGCCUCAAGAAAAAAUGUACUUGUGCCUGAACAGCCCCCCCCAAAAAAACCUUACAGAAGUCCAAAAUGAACAAAAAUGUUGUCAUAAUAUAUGCACAAACUCUUCCGAAUUGUUUCGGCUGGGAAUCAUGCGGACGCCUUGCGUCUGGGCUCCAGUCCUGCAACAUAAUUGGUUCAGUGCACUUCUCUUUUAAGAAUCUCAUACCACGUAUCAUUGUUAAACCAUGUUUGUUUUCACCCCAGGGAGUGUCUCGUGUGAAGAGCAGCAGUGAUGUGGUGGGGGCGGUGCUAAAGGAGCUGAGGCUUCAGGCUGGGGGGACAGAGGGGGCUGUGGAGGGCUUCAGGCUAGCUGUGGCUGUUGAUGGAGUCAACGGUCUCUGGGGAAGGACCACGCUCAAGAAGGAGGACAAGAGCCCAGUACUUAUACACACCUAUACAUUCAUUCACCUCACUGUGCUUCCAUUGUCAUGUCUUUGUAAUUUCUGUAUAAAGAUUGCGUACCUGACGGACCUGUCUCUUUCUCUCCUCUCCAUUUCAUCCUCUCUUCUUGUAACUUUUCCCUUCUCUCUACUUUUUCUAUGUGUCUCUCUCUCUCUCUCUCUCUCUCUCUCUCUCUCUCUCUCUCUCUCUCUCUCUCUCUCUCUCUCUCUCUCUCUCUCUCUCUCUCUCUCUCUCCCCCCUCUCUCUCUCUCUCUCUCUCUCUCUCUCUCUCUCUCUCUCUCUCUCAGGUGGCUCCAGAGGAGUUGACAUUGGUUCAUAACUUGAGGAAGAUGAUCAACAAUGACUGGGUCAGAACUGCAUGGAGUUAUCCUCUUUGUCUAAUAGACAUUAGAAAAUUAAAUCUGAUUUACACCACCACCCCUAUAUAUGUCUCUCUCUCCUCAGUGUGGAGGGGCGGUCAUCGCCACUCUGUCUCAGACAGGGUCUCUCUACGCUCCAAGCUCUGCCUACCUGCCCCAGGAGCUGCUGGGAGAGGUCAGGGGUCAUGAUUACAUCCCGAUUUAUAAUGUUGUAUGUCCAGUCCAAAAACAACCUCCAGCCCUGGGUGUCUAUUGAUCUGGGCUAAGGGAAGGGACUGAUCUAGAUGUUUUGGAAAAUACUCUUCUGACGUGUUUACAUACAUCAUGUUUCAUGUUAUUGUAUGACCAGUCAAAUAGAAACAUAAGUUCACCUAUAAACACUUCUAUCCUCUUCUGUGUUCCCCAUACAGGAGGGCUUUGACAGCAUGGACCCGUUUGUCCCAGUACCAGUCUCCAACUACAGUGAGAAGGAGUUUGAGAGCUGUUACCUCUACUACCUGGACCGCCACUGGCUACAACACCCACAUAGUAAGAGCUAUUCACUUUCACCCCUGGCACAGUUUGUGUUGGUUUAGAUUGACAUUUUGAACUGAGCUCCGUCUCUCUCUCUCUCUCUCUCUCAGGUCAGACAGAGGAAGGGAAGAAAGAACUGAUCUUCCUCAGCAACAGAAACCCUUCUGUAUUGGAGAGACUGUGUGCCUUCCUGUAACAUCACACAUGGGCCCACAUCCUCCCACUCACACACACCCAUAAUCAUGGACAAGUCAUAGAGAUGGAUAGAGGACUCAUCUUUAUCUGUGCCGUUAUAGCAUCUGUGACAGCAUGGGCAGCGCCAU
Messenger RNA from Coregonus sp. 'balchen', 6037 nucleotides. The record is from the annotation of a GenBank genome assembly. Lineage: Eukaryota; Metazoa; Chordata; Actinopteri; Salmoniformes; Salmonidae.